Molecule: messenger RNA, 204 nt
Organism: Suillus subaureus
Lineage: Eukaryota; Fungi; Basidiomycota; Agaricomycetes; Boletales; Suillaceae
Exons: 1
Source: RefSeq, a predicted model, not a curated record
GCCCAUAAUCAGUCACUAGCUACAUUCACUGGUGGCCAAGCAGACAACCUUUGUUGGUGGAAAAACCUUCCAAUCAAUUCUGAAAUCCACCCACUCAAGGCCUUCUCUGUGACAAUCCUCUCAAUCACAGGGCAUGCAGGUGAAGUAGAGCACACAUUCUGUGAUCUCAGCACAAUACAAUCUGGAUUCUGCACAAUAGUGUAA